UGUGGGACACGCUGGGUGUGAGUGAGCAUGCGCGAUGUGAUAGCGGAAGUAAAAUAACUGGAUAACAACACAAAGAUUGGUGAAUCGAGUUGGAAGUUGAUAUAAAAUUUAGUCUCGGUUUAUUCAAAACAUGGCUCUGAACGACAUCACUCUGCGGAAAAUGCUGUCUAAGAAUUAUAAAUACAGAGACCUGACCAUAAGGGAAAUCACUAAUGUGAUAAAUCAGUACAAAGACCUGAAGCCUCUGUUUGAUAAUUAUGUGUUCAACGAUGGCAGCAACAGAGAGCUACUGAGUCUUACAGGAACUGUACCAGUGAGCUUUAAAGGAAAUGUGUACAACAUUCCUAUUUGCCUGUGGCUGCUAGACACCUAUCCAUUCAAUCCUCCUAUCUGCUUUGUCAAGCCCACCAGUGCCAUGAUGAUCAAAACAGGGAAGCACGUCGAUGCCAAUGGAAAAAUCUACCUCCCUUAUUUGCAUGAAUGGAAGCAUCCUGAGUCAGAUUUGUUUGGGCUGAUCCAGGUGAUGAUUGUGGUUUUUGGAGAAGAGCCACCAGUGUUUGCUCGGCCCACUACACAGACAGCUUAUCCAGGAUUUCAACCUUCUGGUCCACCUACUGCCUCCUACUUGCCAAAUACACCAAGCACUCCAUUUGGCCAGGGUUACUCUCCUAACCCAGGAGGUUUUCAGGGUUAUCCCUACCCUGCUGCUACUUCUGGAUACCCAGCCACAUCAGGAACGCCACACUAUACUCCCACCACUGCUGGAGGUCCCAGUCGUGAUGCCACCAUCGGCGAGGACACGAUCCGUGCGUCUCUGGUGUCUGCGGUGAGUGAUAAGCUGCGCUGGAGGAUGAAGGAGGAGAUGGACCGCGCUCAGGCUGAACUGGACGCUCUCAAGAGGACCGAGGAGGACCUGAAAAAGGGACACCAGAAGCUGGAGGAAAUGGUGUCCAAAGUGGACCAAGAGAUAACUGAUGUGGACAGAAACAUAGAGCUGCUGAAGAAGAAGGAUGAGGAGCUCACAGCCGCUCUGGAAAAAAUGGAACAGCAAUCAGAGAAUAACGAUAUCGACGAACUCAUCGUGCCCACGGCGCCGCUGUACCGCCAAAUUCUCAACCUCUAUGCUGAAGAGAACGCCAUCGAAGACACUAUCUUCUACUUGGGCGAAGCGCUACGCAGAGACGUCAUCGACUUAGACGUCUUCCUCAAGCAUGUGCGACUUCUCUCACGGAAGCAGUUCCAGUUGCGUGCGUUGAUGCAGAAAGCCAGAAAAACCGCAGGCCUCAGCGACCUCUACUGACCAACUCGAAGCUCAACACUUCUCUCCUUUUCCAGUCGUCUUUAUUUUAUCCAACUCUGCAAUCAGUGCAUUAUCUACACCUGAUCCACAAACAGACAAGUGCCAGGUUUUUACUUUAUAAACACAAUCAAAUAUCAGUAUAGAAUACUGUAACAUGAUGCUGUUUUACACUAUUAGUCAUAUCUAUUUAUACACACACACACAAUUUUAUUUGACCUACCACUACAAUCUUAAGGGCAUGAGAAUCAAGAAAUGAUGAACAGUGAUUAUAUAUAUAUAUA
This is a messenger RNA of Hemibagrus wyckioides, 1581 nucleotides long. It is a transcript of the gene tsg101b, whose product is annotated as tumor susceptibility 101b. The record is from RefSeq and is a predicted model, not a curated record. Gene Ontology annotation, molecular function: ubiquitin binding. Gene Ontology annotation, cellular component: ESCRT I complex. The transcript has 10 exons. NCBI's taxonomy places the organism in Eukaryota, Metazoa, Chordata, Actinopteri, Siluriformes, Bagridae. Bases 131 to 1300 code for a protein of 389 amino acids. Gene Ontology annotation, biological process: endosome to lysosome transport; protein modification process; protein transport.